Molecule: messenger RNA, 1492 nt
Organism: Ziziphus jujuba (common jujube)
Lineage: Eukaryota; Viridiplantae; Streptophyta; Magnoliopsida; Rosales; Rhamnaceae
Product: chloroplast stem-loop binding protein of 41 kDa a, chloroplastic
Exons: 6
Coding region: 65-1276 (403 amino acids)
Biological process (GO): rRNA processing
Cellular component (GO): cytosol
Molecular function (GO): RNA binding
Source: RefSeq, a predicted model, not a curated record
CAAUACCUUUAUCUUGUACCAGAAACUGCUGGUUCUCAUGCAAUUGGGCUCAAAACAGUAGUCAAUGGCCACUCUUGCUUCCUCAUCCUCUGUGCUCUUCUCCUCUCCAUCCUCCAACUCCAACUUUCUUCAGCCUUCUCUCUUUCCUCAUCCACGUCUCUCCCUCUCCUCUUCCUCCUCCGCUGCUUUGUCUUCCUCUCUCUCCAUUUCUCCUUCUUUCGUCACGAACCACAAGAGUUCUAGGCGCUUUAAUCCCUGUUCCUUGAGUGUCAAGGUCUUUGCUGCAGAGAAGAAAAAUGUCCUCAUAGUGAAUACCAACAGUGGUGGGCAUGCAGUAAUUGGAUUCUACUUCGCAAAAGAGCUUCUGGGUUCUGGUCAUCAGGUCACUAUACUGACUGUUGGUGAAGAAAGCUCCGACAAGAUGAAGAAACCCCCAUUUAAUAGAUUCUCAGAAAUUGUGAGUGCUGGUGGCCAAACUGUGUGGGGAGAGCCUGUGGAUGUUGGGAAGGUUGUGGGAGGAGCAACAUUUGAUGUGGUAUUGGAUAACAAUGGCAAGGAUUUGGACACUGUAAAGCCUGUGGCAGAUUGGGCCAAGAGCUCCGGAGUAAAGCAAUUCUUGUACAUCAGCAGUGCAGGAAUAUAUAAGCCCACUGAUGAGCCUCCUCAUGUUGAAGGGGAUGUUGUGAAGGCUGAUGCUAGUCAUGUUGGAGUCGAGGAGUAUAUUGCUGAGAUAUUCAGUUCAUGGGCAAUCUUUCGUCCGCAAUACAUGAUUGGAUCUGGCAACAAUAAAGAUUGUGAGGAGUGGUUCUUUGAUCGAAUUGUAAGAGACAGACCAGUUCCAAUCCCAGGUUCUGGGUUGCAGCUGACAAACAUCUCUCAUGUAAGGGACUUGUCCUCUAUGCUUACUCUAGCCGUGGAGAAGCCAGAUGCAGCAAGUCGCAAUAUUUUCAACUGUGUAAGCGACCGCGCUGUGACUUUGGAUGGAAUAGCUAGACUUUGUGCUCAAGUUGCUGGUCGCCCUGUUAACAUAGUGCAUUAUGAUCCAAAAGUUAUCGGCAAAGAUGCAAAGAAAGCUUUUCCUUUCCGCAACAUGCAUUUCUACGCAGAACCAAGAGCUGCCAAGGAUAUUUUAGGAUGGCAAGCUAAAACAAAUCUUCCUGAAGAUCUUAAGGAGCGGUUUGGCGAGUACGUAAAGAUUGGAAGGGACAAGAAGGCCAUUCAAUUUGACUUGGAUAACAAGAUACUAGAGUCCCUUAAAGUUCCAGUUGCUGCCUAAUCAUUCAAGAAUCAAGUGAUUUUUCAAUCCAUAUAUCCAUUUCACAUAACUACGAGUCGACCAUUCUUAUCCUUUCUUGUAUUUGGGUUUUCGUAUGUUACAUGUUUGUUUGGUCUUGGGGAUGAUCUAUGUAUUAAUAUCUAUCCAUUAAAAGUUACUUUCUUAAAGAACAGAAAAAGCAAAAAGAGAAAUGAUCAUCACAUCUCUUUGAGUUCA